Messenger RNA from Pieris rapae (cabbage white), 1730 nucleotides. RefSeq lists its product as uncharacterized. The transcript has 2 exons. Lineage: Eukaryota; Metazoa; Arthropoda; Insecta; Lepidoptera; Pieridae. Gene Ontology annotation, cellular component: nucleus; transcription regulator complex. Gene Ontology annotation, molecular function: DNA binding. Bases 91 to 1041 code for a protein of 316 amino acids. The record is from RefSeq and is a predicted model, not a curated record. Gene Ontology annotation, biological process: regulation of transcription by RNA polymerase II.
CACAUAAGCGCGUUGCGGCGCCGCGCCGCUGAAAUCAGCAGUGCGCUAUAGCGGUGCGGCGCCGCAACGCACGACGCGAAUUCCAGCGUUAUGACGUCAUACUUGUUGACAAGGAUGCAGUUUGUUUCUAACACUCUUGCAAACAACAUGUGUCAACCGAGAAGCAGUUUUAAAAUUAAAAUGUCUGACGUUGACGUCGAUCUGUUUAUUAUAUCUUCGGUUCAGGAACACCGUUGUUUGUGGGAUACUAGUGACAAAACCUAUAAAGACAAAUUUAUAAAACAAGAAGCAUGGAAAAGCAUUUGUGAGAUCUUUUAUGUUGAUUACAAGGAAAAAAACUCAACCGAAAAAUCAAAACUGGGUAAUGAUUUAGUCAAGAAGUGGAAGGCCAUAAAAGAUAAUUUUGCUAAAUAUCAAAAAAAACUAAAAGAUGCCAAUCGAUCAGGAGCUGGAGCUGCAAAAAUUAAAGAAUAUCACUUGAAUAAACAAUUACAGUUUUUGAAAAAGGUUUCACAAAAUGCAACUGAUUCCAGUUUAUGUGUAACGGAAGGAGAUAUUGAGAAUGAAAUAACGGCAUUGCCUCGUUAUAAAAGUCAACCACGAAAACGAAAGGCAGAUGAUAAGGAUGAUAUUGAAGAAGAUUUAUUGGCAAUAUUAAAAACACCGGAGAAUAGACAUUUGCAUUUUUUCAAGGGGAUUUUACCAUCUCUACAAACGUUAAAUGAGAAUCAAACAUUGAUAUUUCAAAGUCGGGUGCUUCAAAUAUUAACGGACAUUCUUCAACCUUCAAUUCAUCAAAAUACACAUCACGGCUAUAAUCAAGAAUAUCAGCAUCAGGGUUAUAAUCAAGGAUAUUCAACUAUGAGAUACGAUAAUACGGUUCAGAGUGGCUACCACACUUCUACUCCUGGAAGUUCGAUUACUGAACAGAGGACUACCUCAUCAUCAAACCAACAACGUCCAAUAAAUUCACCAUUUUUACUGGACGAAACGUCAGCUACUUCCUAUGUUUCACAAGAUGAGGAGUUUGAUUUUUCUUAAAUUGAUCAUUACAUUUUUUAAGGCCUAUUUAAGUAUUCUUAAAGUAAGAAAAUUGUAUAAUGCAAAAAGCUUAAUUUGAUUCUGUCUUGUUUCAUUUGAACCUGGCUUUGUACCACUAGGUACCCCCAAACCAUGAACACUAGUGAUGCAAAAUUUUUAUCGACACCCCGCUAGUACCACAGGUGUAUAAAGCCAGGGGUACAAAUAAAACUAAACAUUUGAUUCCGAGUGCCAUAAACAUCAAUAAAAAAAAAAUAAGAAACCUAUUUGUUUUACCUUAAAGUUAAGCCCAGCAUUUCCAAAGCAGUAACUGGUUUCCUUCCUUUAUUUUUUUUCUUCUGUAUAUAUUUUGAUAACUCGCUUAAUAGCUCUUCAAAUGAUGAUAUACUCAUUCUAAAGUAGGCAACAAAUUUUUUUUCGUCUAUCUUUAAUGCUUCGUAUUUUUUAGAAAAGAACUCGCCAUUUGGAUUCAUACCCUUACUUAAUGGAUGUAUCCAGUAUCUUCUUUGCCGUAUUUUUAAGAUAGAAUAAUGUCUUCUUAAUAACAAAUAAGCAAUAAGUUUAUUACGAUCCAUCGCAGAGAGACGUCUAUCCACACUCAAAAAUCACGAGAAAAUGGUUACCCUACCAUAAUGCCCUGUUUCGCGACGCCGAAACACAUAACGCAACUGCCGAUUUUGGCGUUGCGG